Messenger RNA from Marchantia polymorpha subsp. ruderalis, 588 nucleotides. The record is from the annotation of a GenBank genome assembly. NCBI's taxonomy places the organism in Eukaryota, Viridiplantae, Streptophyta, Marchantiopsida, Marchantiales, Marchantiaceae.
GCUUCAGAGAGAUUGGGUUGUAGGUUACACGUGGUAUCAGAGCCUAGGUUGCAAUGGCCAAGGGUGCGAUGCCGAAGGGCGCCGGCGAUGGCUCCAACCCCAAGACGCAGGGCGAUGCAGCCGCUGCUGAGGAGGCGAAGAAGAAGCAGGAGGCGCUCGGGACGCUGCAGUCAUCAUCGCGCGCGCUCGCCGUUUUGCGCUAUGGGCGCGACGGGGGCGGCGGAUCGAGCACGCAGUGGCCAACCCUCACCUGCACAAACUACAACUCGUGGUCUCUCCUCAUGCGCGUGAUCCUUCAGGUGAGACAUCUGUGGGAUGUGAUUGAAACAGGAGAAGCCGAGUACGACAACGAUCGCGCGGAAAUGGAGGCGGUGCCCCAGGAGAUGAUCCCCAUGCUCGCUGUCAAGAAGACGGCAAAGGAGGCCUGGGACACAAUCAAGACGAUCCGCGUCGGCGCCGAACGCGUACGCGAGUCCAAGGCCCAGGUGCUGCGCAAGCAGUACGAGUCCAUCCGGUUCAAGCCGGGUGAGAGCGUCGACGACUUCGGGGUGCGCCUGCAGUAGCUGGUCCAGCAGCUUGAGGUUCUCG